Erythranthe guttata (spotted monkey flower) is the source of this 1096-nucleotide messenger RNA. Its product is annotated as Ribosomal protein S18. Lineage: Eukaryota; Viridiplantae; Streptophyta; Magnoliopsida; Lamiales; Phrymaceae. Gene Ontology annotation, molecular function: structural constituent of ribosome; small ribosomal subunit rRNA binding. The record is from RefSeq and is a predicted model, not a curated record. Gene Ontology annotation, biological process: translation. Gene Ontology annotation, cellular component: mitochondrial small ribosomal subunit; ribosome.
GGCCCUUAAACCCCUCCCCCCUCUUCGAUUCAUCGUUCAUCGUUUUUCGUGGAGCUGCAAUUUCUUUUUCCGAUAGGGAAAAUGAAACUGAUUCGAAGUGCACUGCGGUACGCGAACGCCGCUCUGCCCCGUCAAUUUCAAAGCCCUCAUGUAAUCCGUGCUUUUUCGGCAAGCGCUUUUGCAGUUACUGAUGAUAAGCACAACUUUAACUCGUCUGAGUCAGUUGAUGAAUUUGAGCAACGGAUAUUUCGCGACGAGAGUCUUCCCAGUUCGAGGUUUUUCAGAAAGCUCGACAGAGUCGAGAAGGCACAUGAUCGAUCUGGGAUGGGAAUUUCAUUUAAAAAGUCUGAUAUCAUGGAUAGUUUAGGUGAUACUGAUAAUUCGUUAAACGAUGGAAUGGAUUAUAAGCUGAGGAAAGCGGCAACUUAUUUUGAGUUUGACCCUGAGGAAGUAACUAGAGAAGAUUAUGUAUUCCGGUCUGAUAUUAAUUUCCAGGCUGGGAUGACUUACGACCCCAAGGAUCUUGAUCUGCGAAAGCCUGGAGUACGUAAGCCUGUCAAAAGGGGCGAGUUUGAGACAACAACAGAUGAAGUAUUACUGAAAGCUGAUUUCAGGAAUGUGAAAUUCCUCGCAAACUUCAUCACAGAGGCUGGCAUCAUUAUCAAGAGGAGCAAGACUGGAAUCAGUGCCAAGGCACAGAGGAAGAUUGCUCGUGAGAUAAAGACUGCACGAGCGUUUGGUUUGAUGCCUUUCACCACAAUGGGAACCAAACAGUUCAAAUACGGAACAACAAUGGAAGACGAAGAUUGUGAUUUUGAGUACGAGUCCUAUGAUCGUAGUUUUGUUGACGAGGAUAGAGGUGAUUCUAUGGCGGCCUAAAACCUCGUCCUCUUUUGCUCUUUGUAGUUCUUUAUGUUCAAGGAAUAGAGCACUGUUGUUUGUCAUUUUGUAUUUGUUUUGUCAGAAGGGAGAACUUUUAUAUUGUAAGCCCAAUAAACUAGGUUGUAUGGUGGUAUUUCUGAUGGGCUUGUAAUUGCUGCUGACAGCUUCUUGGGCUUUAAUUGGCUAUUGGGCCUAAUUUAUCUUCUUUUUAUUU